Messenger RNA from Trichoderma reesei QM6a, 1758 nucleotides. RefSeq lists its product as uncharacterized. The transcript has 3 exons. Gene Ontology annotation, molecular function: xanthine transmembrane transporter activity. Lineage: Eukaryota; Fungi; Ascomycota; Sordariomycetes; Hypocreales; Hypocreaceae. Gene Ontology annotation, cellular component: fungal-type vacuole; membrane. Gene Ontology annotation, biological process: transmembrane transport; xanthine transport. Bases 7 to 1758 code for a protein of 583 amino acids. The record is from RefSeq and is a predicted model, not a curated record.
CUCAACAUGGACGAAGGCACUGGGCCUACGACAAUCACCCCCGAGACCGCCCCCCGGUGGUCUCUAAGCCGCCGUCUUCGGUCCCUCCGCCGAGCUUUUACAACCCGCGAAGGUCUCCUCGGCGACUACGACUAUGGCGUCCUCUUCCGCCCGAAUCUACCGUUCAUGUCCAAGGGCUCAAGGGCCGGAAGGAGCCCGUUCUUUGGCCUCAAUGACCACAUGCCGGUCUUCUUGGGCCUGCUGCUGGGGCUACAACAUGCGCUGGCCAUGCUGGCGGGCAUCAUCACGCCGCCCUUGAUUCUCUCGGGUUCGGGCGGCGCCAAUCUAUCGGCCGAGCACCAACAGUAUCUUGUCUCGACGGCCUUGAUCGUGUCGGGUAUCUUGUCUAGUAUCCAGAUUACAAGGUUUCACAUCUACAAGACUCCUUACUACCUUGGGACCGGCCUUAUAUCUGUCGUGGGCAUCAGCUUCAGCAUCAUUCCCGUUGCCCAGGGCGCGCUCAGCCAGAUGUACGCCAACGGCUUCUGCCCCUCGGACGCUGCCGGCAACCCCCUGAGCUGCCCGCGUGGAUACGGUGCGCUGCUGGGAACCUGCGCGGUCUGCGCCUUGCUCGAGAUCCUGCUGUCCUUCAUCCCGCCACGCAUCUUGCUCCGGAUGUUUCCGCCCAUCGUCACCGGCCCAACGGUCAUGCUCAUCGGCAUCAACCUCAUCAAGAGCGGCUUCCAGGACUGGAUGGGAGGAAGCGGCUGUACGUCGCAGGCCCUGUGUCCCAGCCCUACGGCACCCCAUGCUCUCCCUUGGGGCUCCGCCGAGUUUCUCGGCUUGGGCUUCAGCGUCUUCGUCACAAUCAUCCUGUGCGAGCGCUUUGGGUCACCCAUCAUGAAGUCGACGUCUGUCAUCAUUGGUCUGCUGGUGGGCUGCAUCAUUGCCGCCGCCUGCGGCUACUUUGACAGGUCCGGCAUCGAUUCCGCCCCCGUCGCCUCCUUCAUCUGGGUUCACACGUUCCCCCUUUCCGUCUACGGCCCGCUGGUGCUCCCGGUGCUCGCCGUCUUCAUCGUCUGCCUCACCGAGUCCAUCGGCGACAUCACGGCCACGUGCGACGUCUCCCACCUCGAGGUCGAGGGCAUGAUAUACGAGUCCCGCAUCCAGGGCGGCGUCCUGGCCGACGGCCUCAACGGCUGCCUGGCCGCGCUCAUGACCAUGACGCCCAUGAGCACCUUUGCCCAGAACAACGGCGUCAUCGCCCUGACGCGCUGCGCCAACCGCAAGGCCGGCUACGCCUGCUGCCUCUUCCUCCUCAUCAUGGGCGUCUUUGCCAAGUUCGCCGCCGCCCUCGUCGCCAUCCCGGCCUCGGUCCUCGGCGGCAUGACCACCUUCCUCUUCUGCUCCGUCGCCGUCUCCGGCAUCGCCAUCAUCUCCCGCGGCGUGCCCUUUACCCGCCGCAACCGCUUCAUCCUCACCGCCGGCCUGGCCCUCGGCUACGGCGCCACCCUCGUCCCCAACUACUUCAGCACCGUCUUUACCUAUGCGGGCGGCAACAAGGCGCUCACGGGGUUCCUCGACGCCAUUGUUCUCGUCAUGGAGACGGGGUUUGCCGUGACGGCGGCGGCGUGCAUGAUUUUGAACCUGGUGAUUGAAGAGGAGAUGGAGGAUGAGAUUGUUGCCGAGGGCGACGACGUUGAUGAUGAUGAUGGUGUCGGUAUCAUUGUUAGCAGCACGGGGGCGUUUCCUGUCAAAAACACAGAUACCCAGAUUUGA